Molecule: messenger RNA, 408 nt
Organism: Cylas formicarius (sweet potato weevil)
Lineage: Eukaryota; Metazoa; Arthropoda; Insecta; Coleoptera; Brentidae
Gene: Chrac-16
Product: chromatin accessibility complex protein 1
Exons: 1
Coding region: 1-408 (135 amino acids)
Cellular component (GO): CHRAC; nucleus
Molecular function (GO): protein heterodimerization activity
Source: RefSeq, a predicted model, not a curated record
AUGAGUACCAGACCGAUUUUGCCCAUUAGCCGUAUAAGCACCAUAAUGAAAAGCUCUUCUGACGUAGAGACAGUGAGCCGGGAGUCUUCGGUUCUCAUGUCCAAAGCUACGGAGCUAUUCAUAAAAAACCUCACGCAGGAGGGCUACAACAGAACAAACAAGGGCAAGAAGCUCGACUACAAACAUUUGGCGCAGGUCGUCCACAACGACGAAAAAUACAAUUUCUUGCGGGACAUAUUGCCGAAAAAAAUCACCGUCCUCGAAUACAAGAAGAUAUUGGCUAGUAGGGACGCUCCCGAGAGGGCGGAACGCGAAGCCGAAGAGCUAAGCUCCACGGAGGAUGAUGAAGAGGCUAGUACUAGCGACACUAGUGCCAGUAGUUCUGGUGAAUUCCAAUCGAAAAACUAA